AUGAGACAGCAGGCGCUCAUUCCGUCCGGGUGCCAGCAGCGCAGCUCAAACGUUGCCACCCACAAUGGCAAAUUCGCAUUCUCCUCCACCAUGGCUAUUUAUGUUUAUUCAUUACAAUCCAAGGAGCCGAGGCUUCAAAAGAUACUCGCACAGUCUGGAAAAUGCUUCUCUGCCAUCUGCUGGAAUCCGAACGAAGCAGACCAGUUGGCGUGCGCGACAACAGAUUCGGUGAUCAGAAAGUACAGCAUCGAAAAGGAGGUACCCACAUCAUGGACGCAGGUGCCUACCCGAUGCACUGUGGGGCAGCUGGAAUGGUUCAGACCUGUACCACUGGCUCGAUGGGCCUGCAUCACAGCCCGGAGGAUGGGCCACCGCGUUGCACAAGUUCAAGGCAGACAUCACAUGCUUCAGGCAGACGGCCGUCGAAGUCGCAACAAUAGUCGUCGCAACAAAGUCGAAUGCCGUCCUGGUCCUCAGCAGAGCAGGCGAGAGGACGGAAAUCAGAAACCAGCUCUCUCUUGA
Molecule: messenger RNA, 522 nt
Organism: Ostreobium quekettii
Lineage: Eukaryota; Viridiplantae; Chlorophyta; Ulvophyceae; Bryopsidales; Ostreobiaceae
Source: the annotation of a GenBank genome assembly